Lucilia sericata (common green bottle fly) is the source of this 3031-nucleotide messenger RNA. Its product is annotated as nucleolar and coiled-body phosphoprotein 1-like. The coding region runs from base 407 to 2926 and encodes 839 amino acids. The transcript has 5 exons. The record is from RefSeq and is a predicted model, not a curated record. Lineage: Eukaryota; Metazoa; Arthropoda; Insecta; Diptera; Calliphoridae.
ACAGAUAACUUGAAAACAAAAUAAAAUAAAUUAUAAACAAAUUAAAUAAAACAAAAGCUGACAAGUUUCUUUAAACAGCAGAACAUAAUUCAAAUACAAAAUAAAAAUUAACACAGUAUUUAAUUAAAAAAAUACAAAAAGAAAUCACUGAAAUUAUCUUAAAGAUAAUAAAGAGAGGAACAAACAAAAAAAGUAAACAAAUGUCGUUCAAAAGAAGAUAACAGACAAAUAUAUUAUAAAUAAGUGUAAAAUAAAUCUUUUUUGUGUUAAAGUGUAAAAUAAACAAACCCUAAAAACAGCAAAAAAUUAGGCAGCAGAAAAAAUCGCUUGAAAACCAAGAAAGAAAAAACACCGUUAAAAAACAUAAUAAUUCCCCCGCCCUAUACUCACACAUUAAACCAAACCAAUGGCCACAAAUUGCGAAUAUAUUGAGGAAAAUUUAAAGCAACAGCAAAAAUGUGGCAUUUCCAAAUCGGCCUCCUUAUCGAGUAUGACACACGAGGAGAAACAGGAUAGCACCGAGAAAUCCCCUAGUAAAUCCUCAUUUUCCGAUACCUCCUCGGAAGUGGGCAGUACUAGUGGUGGUGGAGGAGGUGGUAGUGGGCAGAGCCCCAGUACUUUGCAAAAAUCUAAAAAAUUACAAAAUAAUGGACAUUUACCCAUUGUACCCUCCAUAGGAGAUUGUGUUUUUGAACAUGCUUUUGAAAAGUCUAUGGAUGAUUUGGAACAUGGUGGCAAUGAUGGCUAUGAAACCGAUUCGGAGACUUCAUUGAAUGGAGAUCAUGAAGAAGAACCGUUUAAAGAAUUAACCAGCAGUAACAGUGAAAAUUUAACCUGUUCUACUGGUUUAGGUUCGGGUCCUCUAAGAACCUUUCCCAAAUCGAAUUCUUUUGAAUAUCACAGCAGUAGUACCGAUUCGGAUGAAGAUGCUGAGGAUGGUAUUAUUCAUGCGGCCAUAAAUAUGUCUCCGAAAUUCUGUAAUUCUGAUAUAUUUCAAAUGCGUCCUUACCUCAUGCCUUUUAUAGAGCGCAGACGUUUGUCUCAGUGCAAAGAGGAGGAGGAUGAAGAUGAGGCUGAUAAAUCACCACAACCCCAGGGGGAUCAACCUCCCAAAUAUGAAAAGGCUAUACCUGCUCCCCCACCACCGCCACCUGCUAAAGACAAAGCCUCAGCUGAGAAAUUUAAAGAUUUGGAGCGUUUAAGGCAACAAUUUAUGCAUAAAAUUGAUAGUAUCAAUACCAGCAAUGUGGAUGAUAUUAAAACGGUGACUGUUACCCCGGAAAUGUCUUCCCCACCGCCUCCACCGCCCAUACCACCCACUAUAUUACCACCAGCCUUAAUAAAUCUACUCGAAUCGGCCAAAUCCACCACAUCCGCGAAAACAGCAACAACUACUGCUUCCUCUAUACCAACCACCCCUGUUAAUACCAGCAAACAGCAACCACGUUCCCCUAGUCCUGAGACCCUUAUUAUCAAGGGAAAAUUUACAGUAACCAAAGCCCAAGAAACACCCGAACUACAACAAUUACGUAAUGAAGCCGAUAAACUUAAACAUUUAGACUCGUCCGCCAAUGCCCACACCAUCAGUUUUCCCAGCAGUUUUGGUGGUUAUUCCUCCGUGCAGGGUCUAUUCUCUCAACGCUAUGGCAGUAAUAAAUAUUCGCCAGUUACCCCCCAUUUAUCUAAGAAAUUCUUUGAUUCUUCUCUCGUCGAAAUACGUACACCCACCGAAAGUACUUCGUCGCUAAAUAAAUUAAAUUUAGAUGCGGCCUCUAAAACGGGGACUAACUGUGAUAAUAGUAUUAAUAUCUCUGCCACUCCACCUGCAACAAGAACCACCUCAGGUACAUUGGUUCCCGGUAAGAAGCCCGAAUAUCGUGAGUAUCCUCAUUUGGAUGAUGUUUGGAUAAAGAGAUCUUCGGAUUCGACACCAACUUCGUCUAUCACUUCGGCCACUAGCAGCACUUUACCAAAGAAACAGUACUAUACCACAGAUGAGAGUGCGGCUGAGAGUGGUCUUACUACGGCUGUUCAAUCGGAAGAUGAACAAGAUGCUAAAUUACCCACAUCCAGACCGUCAAGUGCACCCGCAGAACCAAAUGCCAAAGCAGCUCGCAAAGCAUCCAAAAAGAUGAAAGAAGAAGCCAGACGCCAAGAAAAAGAAGCUAGUCGCCGCGAAAAGGAAGCACGCAAAAUCGAACGUGAAACCGCAAGACGUCUCGAACGCGAAGCGGCCAAAUUGGAAAAACUCAAUCGUAAUGCAGAGAAAAUCUCACGCAGUACUGAACGUGUUAGCGGUCCUACACCACGUUCCGGUUCGCUCGAGCGUCGACGCAGUGGCGAUGAAUCGCCCGUACUCAAUCAGUCUACCGUACACGGUAUUGCUAGUCCUAAUCGUAGACCCACAAUUUUCGAUGUAUUUCGUCAGCGUGGUAAAUCCGAUGCGAAAAAACAGAAAAUGCUAUUGGAUCCUUUGUCGGCUGCUGCAGCAGCAUCGGGCAAUGAAAUGGGCAGUGCCAGUAGUACACACUCAUCAUCGGGUGUGGGCGGUGGAGGAGGUGGUGCCGGCGGUGGCGGUACUGGUGUUAUGAAUUCCAUGAAAGUAGCUUUACAAAAUUCCGGCCUUAUUGGUGGCGGCCAUCAUCAGAAGCAGCAGCAACAGCAUCCCGCAGUAACGAUAACAACGGCCGAGGGUACGUCGGUGAAGAAUAAGUACAAAGAUGGUUCGGCACAUCCGCAUCAGGGCAGUGAUGCUCAUUAUUAUCAUACAGUUACGGCUGUGCGUAGAGCCGAUGCUUCCCGUUCGCCCAUGACCAAAGUGAUGGAUUUGUUUAGACAUCGUUCAAAUUCUGCAGCCACAGAAGCUGAUAAACGUAAAGCGCGUGCAGCGGCGCAUCAACAACAGCUGGCAGUACAAAGUGAGUAAUUUUUUUUCAUCAUUUUAUAAAAUCUUAUUUUUGAAACAAUGUGCAAGUACCAAUUUAAAUUUUAACAUUUUUAGGGAAACUUUUACAGUUACUGUUUUUGAACG